GCUUGUGUAUCGCGCUGUUAUCAGAAUCUCGGUAGACACCGUCCAAGCAUUCCAGCACGGCGACCUCUUGCCCCUGCGCACAGGCUCUCCAGCACGUCGUCGGCUCUCUCCGCCUGCACUGCAUUCGCGCUGCCGUCUACAAACGCUGCGUUGUUGCGAAUAAGAGCGCGUACUACAUUUCAUUUCUUGCUUGUGCGGGUGUUGAUUGCUUCGCGUACCCAUCACAUCGUUAUUCGGCAAGGAGGCGCGGCGUGUAUGAUCGGGUGCGGCCGGGAGUAAUUGAUUGCCAAUCAAGUCGAAGAAGUGGUCUCCGCCGGUCUCCUGUUGAGGGAGUCGACAGCGCUCGGCUUUUUUCGGCCACCUCGCAAACACUGCGGGACUUUUGACGGAGUUUGAUGUCAUGGAGAAGCACUCAGGAGUAGUCUGUGGGAGCAAUUCGCAAAUGACGCAUUACUAUGAGCGCUCCUUGAUGUACGUCGUGGAAGACGUGCGCCCACACGGGGACGUGCCGAAGUUCCACUCUGCGGCGUACUCCGACUGCUUGCGCAAGCCGUCCUGAUAGGCCGCGGCAGCGUCUGUCAUUGUUGUAUCAUGCCACGUCGUAUUCUCAGUUCACCGUGUUGUUGUGCGCCUAUUAUACUAGCUCGGAUCAUGUUGACUUCGUUGGAGAGGAGGAGAUGUGGUAAUCGUCCGCGACCAGCUAGCAUGUUCUGCAGUCAUUUGAGGGGAGAGUGAUGCUCGUUGGCGUCGCUUUUUGAGGUAGUCCACAUUUCUAGAUUGGGAUGUCUCCUUCUACAGUAGGCUGUGCGUACGGGACCUUUCACUGUGCUCUUCGGCGUCGAUGUUUGUGCUUUAUGCGUGUCGACCGUGCAUGGCGCGGACGACUGAGUGACUGUGUCAUUUUCUCUGCGCGAGUCGUGCGAGGAGCGCGCGCGGGUUUUGACUUUUCCUUCUGACGCCUGUGCGUUUCACAUCUCCUUGUGAGGACAGUGAUCCCUGCGGCAGCGUUUCCGGUGUCUUCUUCUUCCUCGCCUUCCCCGACGGGAUGCUGCCGCGGUAGUCGAUCGAUUCGCCAAGGCGGUCCUGCUGGUGUCGUUCCUGGAGGUGGCUUCUGCUUCCUCGCCUUCCCCGACGGAUUGCUGUGGGUCGUUGUUCGUUGGGUUGUCAAACCUCGUUCUUGUCAGCUUUCUGGGCCGGAUCUGCUGUUUGUCGUUGUUGUUUGGGAACGUCGAAGGCCGUCGCGGUGUGACGGUGGAGUGAUUGUCGAGAAGGAAACGUCUGUUUGGUGUGAAUAUAACAGUAAUUCGGUCGAUAUGGCGCCUAGCUUAGCCAGUGGGGUGUCGACUUCCCAUUUCGGAGUUGUCUCGAGCCUCCCAGCGCCAGGUUUUGAGGGGUUCGAAAAGCGCUUGGAAGUCUGGUUCUCUCCCGCUUCCUCUGCCACGUGCAGGGGCGACGGUGGUAACGGGACAUGGUCGUCGGGGCUGUCGGGUCUGCGGUUGCUUUCGCGAGAGGAAUUGGAUGCGCUGGUUGAAGUUGCGGAGUGCACUAUUGUUUCUCAAUUGAGCAAUGACCAGUUCGACGCCUAUGUUCUCUCCGAGUCUAGCCUAUUCGUGUAUCCAUUUAAGCUGGUGAUGAAGACUUGCGGGACGACAGCGCUUCUGCGAGCGGUUCCGUAUCUGCUGAAGUGCGCGGCGCGUUUGGGCCUGCAGUCGUGCGGCUGCAAGUACACGCGCGGAACGUUCAUGUUCCCGGCCGCUCAGCCGUAUCCGCACGGCAGCUUCCAGCAGGAGGUGGAGUUCUUAGAUCGCCACUUCGGGAGUCUGGGCGCCGGAGGCAGAUGGUUCGUGUUGGGCGAUCACGGGGUCUUCCCAAGGUGGCACGUGUAUCACGCUGAGUCGGACGUCUCCGCUGCUAUCGAGUCCGAGCAGGAGAAGCGGGGGUUUCUCAAACCGAGAGAGCCGACGUUUACCCUGGAGAUGUGUAUGACUGAGCUGAAUCGACAACUGGCGAAGCAGUUCUGGAAGGGUCCACACUUCGUAAAUGCAAAGACUGUCACGGAGCGCGCCGGAAUAGCGGAUCUGCUCCCGGGGUCUGAGAUUGACGACUUCAUGUUCGACCCGUGUGGCUACUCCAUGAACGGGGUGGAAGGGGGCGCGUGUUCCACCGUGCACAUCACCCCUGAGGACGGUUUCAGCUAUGCGAGCUUCGAGAUGAUGGGUUACGACAGAGGGACUGACGUGGGGGCCAUUGUGCACCGAGUCCUGCAAUGUUUUAAGCCUGGGCGAUUUUCUGUUGCGAUUACCUGUGAUGGCUUGCCAGGUGUUGCAGGAGUCGGUCGCUGGGGCACUUCUCUGCCGUUGUUCGAGGGUUAUGCAUGUGAUAGCAGCAAUCGAAAAGAAUUCAUGUCUGGCGGACGAAUUGCAUUCCACACAUUCCGAUGCGUCUCAUCUGAAGAAGUAGAGGCAAGUCAAGUGUCGGGCUGCUCUUUCGUCGAUCCCCUUCCUCUCUUCUCGGACCUCAAGACUCGCGUAAUCCGAGGUUCCAAGCCACGGUACUCGCAUCGUCUGGAGACUACUGACGCCGAGCAAGUGCCCAUUGAAAAAGCCGCCCCGCUGGUCGAAUGCGGGAGUGGAUGGUGGCUCGUGGAAGAUGCCGCUCGUAACUAGUAGCCUACGUAUGCAAUGAAAGUGGUCGUUUUGAUAAAGAACGACUGUUUGUCGGUUUUGGCUUGGCUGAUUGUCGUUUAGUAUAUGCCAUUUUUGACGGUGCGCAAGAAAAGAACUCUUUAUUGUCGAGGAUUGGUCAAACCUUCGUUGCUGGGCAGUGAUUUACAGAUAGUCGUGCAGUGAUUACAAAUACUGUGCUUUCAUCUUCUGACGUCAUUCUCGAGUGUUUUCGUAGACGCUAGGUAGACGUGUCUUUCUUUAAUCGUUGGCAGUAUGAUCGCGGGCGGUCUACUGUGUAUAUGUUACUGGACUGUGCUCUGCUAUGUGUGUGUAGACGAUCCCUACGUACGGCUUUGUUUGCCUGUUUUAUAGCGUUGAAACAGUCAUAGGAGAAUCCCUGAUCCAAAUCAUCCCGCGGACCCCUAGUAAUCUGCGGUUAAGUAGUGGGAGGGCUAGUGUUUUGUCUCCAUCGCCUGUUCCCCAACCCUCCCUCCCUUCCCCUCUCCCAGGUAUAGUCCUGUUGGGGCUUUUUUGCUUUCAAGCAAUGUUUGUUCUUUUUUCUUAGCGUUUGGUCUGUUCCCCAACCCUCCCUCCCUUCCCCUCUCCCAGGUAUAGCCCUGUUGGGGCUUUUUUUGCUUUCAAGCAAUGCUUGUUCUUUUUUCUUAGCGUUUGGACCUAUCUGCUUUCAAGCGAUGUUUGUUCCUUUUUCUUAGCGUUUGAACGUAUAUGCUUUCAAGCAAUGUUUGUUCCUUUUUCUUAGCGUUUGGACGUAUGAGCUAGUUGAUGUGACCCCUGAUGCUACGACAAAUAGUCUGUCUAGGGAGAAAAUGUCGUGUCAAAUGUCUUUUGCAAGCUGUGUUUGUUACACGGCAUGGGUACUGGGCAAUUCUAAAAUGAUGGCGGUACUCUUUGCUGGUCAUGGCGUCUCCCGAUUGCUUUGCGUG
Molecule: messenger RNA, 3610 nt
Organism: Chara braunii
Lineage: Eukaryota; Viridiplantae; Streptophyta; Charophyceae; Charales; Characeae
Source: the annotation of a GenBank genome assembly